ACAGCGUUUCCACACUGGUUACAGAAAGGCCUCGCAUAUUUAUCUCCUCCCACGUCAUGCUGAGCGAAAUAAGUACUUUAUCGAGUAGUAUUUUCUCGGAAUUGGAUUUUUUUUUUUUUUUUUUGCUCCAUACACCAUUUCUUCCUUCAGUUCCUUCCACGUUAAGUAACUCUUCCGUCUCUUGCACUGCAUAUUGUCCAGCGUUAUAGUCGUCCCAGUCCCAAAAACGUUUCUCGGGAGUGCUAUGGAGUACAAGCCAUGCGUUUUACCUUGGCCGUACCUGCGUCCGUUCUUCGAAUGCGUUAGGGAAUACGAGAACAAUCUUCAGGUGCAGUGUAAAUUGUGUUUGCCGGCGGAAAAGUAUCUGUCCGUCGGGAAAGGUUCGAAUUCAAACCUCAGGAAACAUGUGAAGUCGAUGCAUCCAGCCAGAGUACGUGAAAUGGAUAGACACCACUACAUCUCUCCCACGAGGGAAAGAGGAAUGGUCUCAGAGGUCCUGUACAGAACGAAUACAGCUUUCCGUGUGUAUCCGGUACGUCCAAACGAAUGCAUAGCGUCAACAGAGACGGAUAUUUCGUCGCCGUCAACGUCGACGGAUACAACGUCGUCCCUUCAUCUCAGCGAGGUCCGCUCGCUGGCUGUUCCAUUUGCGCCGCAGACAUCGCUGGAACCCUCGAUCCAGAUCAAGAAGGAGAUUACCGACGUAUCCGUGGAGCAAGAAUCGCUUCCCCAACGAUCCCCCACACCUUCAAGUACGACUAGGGCGACAAUCGCAUCGCAUGCAUCAUCACCAUUCGUAUCGUAUUCAGAACCCGUCACCAGUUCUCCGGUCGUUCCUCCUGAACCGGUGUACUCCAGACAUUUUCCCACGAGCGAACCCCCAGGUAUUCCACUUCUGGUGAGACCAGAACCACACCCCGUCACUGCGACGAGUCUACUACAGCAACCCGAACCCUCUACAACCGGAGCGUUCUUCGGACCUCGCAAGCGCUCGGCCAGCCCCCGGACCAGACCGUCUCCGGCUGAGCAGACGGCUGAGAUCGAAUUUGAGAGCCGGUUCGCACAGCGGGAGAGACUCGGGGCGGAAUUGAGGAAACUUGAAGCGGACGAGCGAAAAGUUCUCGCUGAAACUCGGCUGCUGAACGAGAAGACGAGGAAGUGUGAAGAAGCAAAGAGGAAGUUUCAAGCUGAAGCUGAGUUCUUCGUUCAGGAGAAAGCGAGGUCCGUGGAGGAGACGCGGAAAGCAGCCGCGAAGGCGGCUCUUCAUCGGGAACAGAAAAACUUCUACCUGGAACAGCAGAAGACAGAGGUGAUGCGCCGCAGAUUGAUUCUGCUGGAAAUCAGGAAGGCGAAACGAGAACUUCAACUUGAUCGGUGACAGCAGUGCAUGCCGUGGUGUGUGUUUCUCGCUCACUUUGGACUCGCUGCAUUCAUUUCAUUUCCUCAUCACAGCUGCAGGGACAUACAGAUGUGUUGGUGUUGACUUUGAGGCAAUACUGUGAAGGCUCUCUGUUGUUAUUGUUGUUGAUUCAGUCUUCUGGCGCCUUACUGUUACCAUUAAAACGUUAAAA
Messenger RNA from Ornithodoros turicata, 1571 nucleotides. RefSeq lists its product as uncharacterized. The record is from RefSeq and is a predicted model, not a curated record. Bases 245 to 1378 code for a protein of 377 amino acids. The transcript has 3 exons. Gene Ontology annotation, molecular function: DNA binding. NCBI's taxonomy places the organism in Eukaryota, Metazoa, Arthropoda, Arachnida, Ixodida, Argasidae.